AUGGACAAGUUAGCUCGCUUGUGUAUUGGCAAUGUGGUUCGUCUGCAUGGAGUUCCAGUUAGCAUCAUCUUUGACCGGGAUCCCAAAUUCACAUCUAAGUUCUGGGGUGGAUUUCAGAAGUUCGAAGCUCAGUAUGGGAAGAUGUGCCAAACACCUCUAUACUGGGACGAGGUGGGCGAAUGGCAUAUUCUUGGUCCCGAGUUGAUUCAGACGACAUGCGAGAAGGUGGACUUGAUUUGUAAAUGGAUCAAAGUAGCCCAGUCUAGGCAGAAAGGUUAUGCGGAUCUGAGGCGAAAAGACCUGGAGUUCACUAUCAGCGAUAAUGUGUUCCUUAAGGUAUCACCCACCAAAGGGGUGAUGCAUUUUAGUAAGAAGGGCAAGCUGAGUCCGAGGUUUAUAGGGCCUUUUGAGAUCCUUACAAGGAUUGGGCUAGUAGUGUAUCGGUUGGAACUCCCUCCGUCCUUGGAUGGUGUGCAUAACACCUUCCAUGUGUCCAUGUUACAAAAGUACGUUCAUGACCCAAGCCAUGUUCUAUCACAGGAGCCGCCAGAGCUAGCGGCCGACAUAUCUUACAAAGAGCAACCUCAGAAGAUUCUGGAUAGUAACGUUGUUCACCUUCACAACCGGCCUAUCCACUAUGUGAAGGUGAAAUGGUGCAAUCAUCCUGAGGAGGAAGCAUCUUGGGAGACAGAAGUAGAGAUGCGGGCAAAGUACCCUUUCCUUGUUUUCCUACAAGCUACAAGAUCAUUGACCAUAGUACGGGUUUACCAGUGGAGGAAAGAUUCCUCAACCGACAGUGGGGGAAAUUCAUUGAUAGUGACUUUGUUGACUAUCCUCCAAGUACCAGCCCGGGAAGUGAAGAAUUUUAGAGAGAGUACCCUGGAGCGUCGCCUCACUUAG
Messenger RNA from Telopea speciosissima, 900 nucleotides. RefSeq lists its product as uncharacterized. Lineage: Eukaryota; Viridiplantae; Streptophyta; Magnoliopsida; Proteales; Proteaceae. The coding region runs from base 1 to 900 and encodes 299 amino acids. The transcript has 3 exons. The record is from RefSeq and is a predicted model, not a curated record.